Molecule: messenger RNA, 1471 nt
Organism: Tetranychus urticae (two-spotted spider mite)
Lineage: Eukaryota; Metazoa; Arthropoda; Arachnida; Trombidiformes; Tetranychidae
Gene: Oscillin
Product: glucosamine-6-phosphate isomerase Oscillin
Biological process (GO): carbohydrate metabolic process; D-glucosamine catabolic process; N-acetylglucosamine catabolic process
Cellular component (GO): cytoplasm
Molecular function (GO): identical protein binding; glucosamine-6-phosphate deaminase activity
Source: RefSeq, a predicted model, not a curated record
UUUUAAUUUAAGAAGCAAUCAUUUCGAUUCCCUGUUGUGUAAUUUUGAAUUUUACUGUACCAUUAGACUGAUUUAAUAAUCGUGAAUUUACUCUCAAUUUGAUAUCAAAUGCUUUUUACUUUAACUGUUCAGAAAUCUUUUAUUCAGUGCGUUUUUUGAAAUUUUGUUAGAUUUUGGAUUCUUGAAUGACUAGAGAUGAUUUGGUUUGAUUUUUAUUUUUCAAAUCCAAUGGAAAAAUUGUGAGAAUCGACCGAUUAUAUUAUAGCUUACUUUCCCAAUUGAGAGUAAUAAUUUAAUCAGUAGAUUAAACACUCUGUUAUUUUAAAGAUUAAAAAGGCCGCCUAAACGUAAUCAUAAAAUAUAUUGAUAUUUUCCAUUGAUUUGUAUCAGUACAGUAUUAAUUAACUUGUUGCCUGUGUUCUCAUUCAUUCAUAUCAAAUUCUGCCGAAUAAAUAGAUCAAAAUGCGACUGAUUAUAUUGGAUAAAAGUGAAGAUGUUGCCCUCUGGGCUGCAAAAUACAUACGUAAAUGUAUAAACACUUUCAAUCCCGGACCUGAUCGUCUUUUUAAUCUUGGCCUUCCUACUGGAAGUACUCCUCUUGGUACUUAUCGCCAACUGAUAAACUUUUACAAAGAGGGAACUGUCUCAUUUAAAUAUGUCCGAACCUUCAAUAUGGAUGAAUAUGUUGGACUACCGAGAGAUCAUCCAGAAAGUUAUCAUUCAUUCAUGUUCAACAACUUUUUCAAGCAUAUUGAUAUUGACCCAAUUAAUGUGAACAUUUUGGAUGGGAAUGCACCAGACCUGGAAGCAGAGUGUAAUGCUUAUGAGAAGAAGAUAAGUGAUUGCGGUGGAAUUGAAUUAUUUGUUGGUGGAAUCGGACCUGAUGGUCACAUUGCUUUUAAUGAACCAGGGUCAAGUUUGAGUUCUCGUACUCGAGUUAAAACACUUGCAAUGGAUACGAUUUUGGCUAACGCAAGAUUUUUUGAUGGGGACAUAACUAAAGUCCCACACGAAGCACUAACUGUUGGUGUUGCAACUGUUAUGGAUGCUCGUGAGGUAAUGAUAUUAAUCACUGGGGCUGCAAAAGCGUUUGCUUUACACAAAGCUAUAGAGGAAGGUGUCAGUCAUAUGUGGACUGUUUCUGCACUUCAAAUGCAUCCUAAAACAACCUUAAUAUGUGACGAAGACGCUACCCUUGAGCUCAAAGUUAAAACUGUUAAAUACUUCAAAAGUUUAAUGAGAGUCCACAACAAGCUUGUUGAUGAAUGAUAACUUCGAACAUCAUUUUAUUUCUAAUCUCCAACUCGUUUUUGACGAUUCCCUUGGAUGAAAAUAUUAGCCAUAUAAAGUUUAUUACGCUUAACAGCCAGUCUUUUUUAAAAUUUGCACAUGUCCGCUUUGAUAUUUAGAUGUUGCUUAAUAUAAAAAUAGUUUACUAACUCAAAUAAAUUCAAUUUUACUACGCUAUAAA